Messenger RNA from Anopheles marshallii, 1881 nucleotides. RefSeq names its product pescadillo homolog. Bases 1 to 1881 code for a protein of 626 amino acids. NCBI's taxonomy places the organism in Eukaryota, Metazoa, Arthropoda, Insecta, Diptera, Culicidae. The record is from RefSeq and is a predicted model, not a curated record. Gene Ontology annotation, molecular function: RNA binding. Gene Ontology annotation, biological process: ribosome biogenesis; maturation of LSU-rRNA from tricistronic rRNA transcript (SSU-rRNA, 5.8S rRNA, LSU-rRNA). The transcript is spliced from 2 exons. Gene Ontology annotation, cellular component: nucleolus; PeBoW complex.
AUGGUAAAGCGAAAUCACAAGUUCAAAUCUGGCGAGGGGGCCAUGUACUACACGCGCAAGGCCGCUAUGAACAAGCUACAACUGAACAUCAAAGAUUUCCGCCAGUUGUGCAUCCUGAAGGGUGUCUAUCCGCGUGAACCGAAGCACCGUGCCCGUGCACAGCAUGGUUCGCACGAGAUGAAGAUCCUGUAUCACAAGAAGGACAUAACCUUCCUGCUGCACGAACCGAUCGUGUGGACGCUGCGCGAUCGAAAGAUCUUCAACCGGCGCAUCAAGCAUGCGGCCGCCAAACAGAACAUGAACCUGCGUGACAUACGGCUGCAUAACUAUCCGCAGCUGAAACUAGAUCACAUCGUGAAAGAACGCUACCCGACGUUCAUCGACGCAAUUAAAGAGUUGGACGAUUGCAUGACGCUGCUGUUUACGUUUAGCACAUUUCCGGCAACGAAAAUUAUUACCCGCGAAUUGACGCGCAUGAGCCGCCGGUUGACGGUAGAGUUUAUGCACUAUAUCAUUGCCGCCCAGGCCUUGCGGAAAGUGUUCAUUUCGAUCAAGGGGUAUUAUUUUCAGGCGGAAAUUAAGGGCGAAACAGUGACGUGGAUCGUGCCGCACUACUUCCCGUACUCGCCACACCGCGGCGAACUGGUCGAUCUGAGCAUUAUGAAAUCGUUCGGUGACUUUUUCACCGUGAUGGCCGGAUUCAUCAACUAUCGGUUGUACCAUUCGAUAAAUUUAGUUUAUCCGCCCCAGUUUUCACAUUCGCUCGAUUCGGAGGACACGAUGGAAAAUGAGCAGAAGUUCGUUUCGGAGCGCAUUGCAGCGCUGAACGUUGAUUUGUUGCGCUCUGACGGUGGUAAUGGUGAUACGGAGGAGGCUGAAUUGCUCGAAUGGACGGGUAACGAUGAGGACUUGCCGCACGUAAGCCAGAUCCGUCAGGAAGCGCAGAGUGUAAACAAACUGAAAUCAUUGUUUAAGGGGCUUAAGUUCUAUCUGAAUCGUGAGGUGCCCCGUGAACCGUUGGUGUUUAUAAUUCGUUGCUUCGGUGGUAAGGUGUCGUGGGACAAGACCAUGUUCGUGGGCGCAACGUUCGACGAGAACGAUGAAACAAUUACACACCAGAUCGUUGAUCGGCCGAGCAUGGACAAGCAGCACAUUUCGCGUGAUUACAUUCAACCGCAGUGGGUGUUUGAUAGCGUAAACCAGCGACGUUUGCUACCAACGAAUAAAUAUUUCAUCGGUGCCGUGCUGCCACCACAUCUGUCGCCGUUUACCAACAGCAAUGCACGUUACGUACCACCAGAGGAAAUGGCAAUGCGCAAGGGCGAGCAGAAUGAGGAAGAUAAUGAAGUGUUUGCAGCGGCGGAAGUAAAUAUGGAACAGGAGCAAAUUUCGGACGAUGAAGAAGUGUUAGAUCCGGAAGAGGAACAACAGCAGCAAGAGUAUGCACUGAUGAAAGCAUACAACGAUGAGCGAACGGAUGAAUUGAACAGUGGUAAAGAUGAAGCCGACACGAAUGACACGGGGGAGAGUCAGGAGAAGGAAAAGCAAAAAGGAAACGGCAGAGAGAAGAACGCAGAAGGUGAGCAACGCCCGGCAAAGGUGAAUCAGCAAACGAAAAUACCGGAAGGUAUGAGUGUAAAACCAGGCAAAGUGUACAAGGAGCCUGAGCACGAAAAGGCGCUGAGCAAAAACGAGGAAGCGCUGCGGGCACGAAUGGUUAAAUCGAGACACCGCAAACUGUACUCCAAGAUGAUGGAGCGCGAGAAAAAGUUCACCAAGGAAGCGAACAUAUUAGCCGCGAAACGCGCCCGCAUUGAGAAGCAAAAGAAGACCGAACAGCUGGAAAAGCAGAAAAAGCAGCGGAAGAAAAUUCUUUCCUAA